AAACAGUGAGAGAGUUUCAAUAGCUAACAUCAUGGUAAUAAUAUACCAAAGCUUAUUUUCAGCUGGUUUUCUAUUAUCCGUAUAUCCAUUGAAGUUCUGCGAUCAUUGUCCUGUAGCUACUAUGUGGAACCGUCAUAAUAAUGCUGCGCGAAACAUUGAAACUGGUAAUUUGAGAUCACGACCGCCGCCGAUGCGUCGUCCCGCCGGAGAAGAUGGAAACGAAGAAGAAGAGCAGGAAGAGCAGGCCUUGGCGCCUGUCAUGGAGUGAGUGGAGGGCCACUCCAACGAGAUACAAAUUGGGGGG
Messenger RNA from Zychaea mexicana, 304 nucleotides. RefSeq lists its product as uncharacterized. The transcript has 4 exons. The coding region runs from base 32 to 268 and encodes 78 amino acids. Lineage: Eukaryota; Fungi; Mucoromycota; Mucoromycetes; Mucorales; Lichtheimiaceae. The record is from RefSeq and is a predicted model, not a curated record.